Messenger RNA from Penicillium vulpinum, 798 nucleotides. RefSeq lists its product as uncharacterized. The record is from RefSeq and is a predicted model, not a curated record. The coding region runs from base 1 to 798 and encodes 265 amino acids. NCBI's taxonomy places the organism in Eukaryota, Fungi, Ascomycota, Eurotiomycetes, Eurotiales, Aspergillaceae. The transcript has a single exon.
AUGGCUCCUUCAGAGCAGUCCUGGGUUCCCCCAAUUCCCCCUGCGGGUAUUCCAGCCGACACCCCAGAGAUACCCCCCGCAAUUUCCACGCCAGCCCAACGAUACGGCAAGAUCCAAGACGAAGGCGCUAAACGACAACGCUGGAUCGAAGACCCCACAGACGACACAUGCCAAAUCCAGCGCAGCAUCCUGACAAUUGACGACCUUAUAGCGGCGCGGUGGUACGUCCGUACUGACAAGCACAACAUCCCAUUCCAGGUUUCCGAGAACGCCUUCGCACUGGGCUAUGCCAACGAAGCGGUAUACAACCAGACAGUGACACAAAUUUACGCAUCGGGCGAUCCUGGAAUUGCUGGUUGCCAGAACGUGUACGACAUCAUAGUCGGAAAGGGAUUGAUCAUCGCCGAGGGGAUGUUCCGAAGUGAUGGGCCUCAGUUCUCUCAGAUUGCACGAGCUCAUUUGCAGGAGAUUGCCGAGCCGCAGACUCUGCGACACUUCUACGUUUGUGAUAUUGUCAAUAUCGAUACUAGGAAGUUUGUGCAAGAGGUUCUGUAUUCAUCGCGAAAUGAUCUCACCUGGCCUCCGGUCUGUGAAGCCCCGCUGAUCUGGCAGUAUAAUACCCCUGAGUACCAGGGUAUUCUAGGUACGCGUGUUGGGAGGUGUGCGGUUUAUCUGGUCCUGGAAAUCUUUCCUAGAGGUACGUAUUAUAUUGCUAGGAUUGUGACCUGGGAUCAGAGUUGUUCACUUGAGAUGAGGUUCGAUAUUGAGCCGAUUCCUGUAUCGGCUUCUGCUGGUUGA